AUGGGCCUCGCUGAGGCGCGACAGCGUCAACUUCACCAUCGCCCUCGGAAAACCGCCAACGAGGGUGACCUCCGCAUCCCCGUUGUCGCUCAGCAUGUCCGUGAGUUUCUCGUUGUAGAUCUCAAUCAUGGAGAGCGUCAGCGCACACUUUGCGUCCUCCAGCGUCUUUUGCUGCACGUGCUCCAGCAUGGCGGCAAUCAUGCGGUGGGCCACGCCGCCUGUCUCGCCCUCCGCGCCCAGCAUUGUGUGCGUCUUGCCGGUGCCCGUCUGCCCGUAGACCAUCACCGUCCCGUGCAGGCCAUCCUUGACGCUCUGCAGGAUGGGCCGGCACACCGCGAAGACCUCCUCCUGCGUGGCGGUGGGGGGAAAGAUGAAGUCGGGGUCGUAGGUCUUGUUGUCAAGGAGGAUGCGGCGCCCCUGGUGGAAGUCCAACCCAACCGCAGGGCGCUCAUUCUCAAAGAGCGGACGACAUCGCACCGCCACUUUGAUGUUACUCAUUUCUGUCUACACCAAUCGCGUCCGUUGCCGUUGCUGCUCCUAACAGCGCCUCCUCGCCCUCGCCCUCGCUCUCACACACACACACCCGCAGGAACAGAGAGGCAGCCUGUGCGUCGGUGCGUGCGUAACGUAUGUAUGCCUCUACGCGUGUGCCGCUCCUCGCCCUUCCAAGGCGGGGCAGCGCAGCAGAUCUCUCCCGCCCGCGCCACAAAUGGCAAAAACCAAAAAAAAAAGAAAAGAAACAACCAAACACGGUCAAAGAAGGAGCAAAUAAAAACGAGUAGAUAA
Messenger RNA from Trypanosoma conorhini, 786 nucleotides. RefSeq lists its product as uncharacterized. The record is from RefSeq and is a predicted model, not a curated record. The transcript has a single exon. The coding region runs from base 1 to 786 and encodes 261 amino acids. Lineage: Eukaryota; Euglenozoa; Kinetoplastea; Trypanosomatida; Trypanosomatidae.